Molecule: messenger RNA, 6528 nt
Organism: Lytechinus variegatus (green sea urchin)
Lineage: Eukaryota; Metazoa; Echinodermata; Echinoidea; Temnopleuroida; Toxopneustidae
Gene: atad5
Product: ATPase family AAA domain-containing protein 5-like
Exons: 18
Coding region: 275-5758 (1827 amino acids)
Cellular component (GO): nucleus
Molecular function (GO): ATP binding; DNA binding; ATP hydrolysis activity
Source: RefSeq, a predicted model, not a curated record
AACGAAUUGUGCAUAUGCAGAGUGACAAACGCCUGGAUUGCUAUUUAUGAAUUCGCGCACUCCAAAAUCCGCGGGAGAAGAUUUCAGAGAGGUGUAAUUUGAAUUCAUAUCUGUGAAUUACUUGUUUUGAAUUUUAAGUGCCACUUCAGGCUAAUGCCUGAUUUAUGUACCGUAUCCUUGGAUUUUGGAGUAGAGCCAGGGUUCUUUUUGAGAUUCAUUCUUAAGAAAUGCUGUAAUGUCUUGAGGAACCUGUAACUUUGACGAUAGACCACUCAUGAUUGGAACCAUGGAGAGAACACCGGAGGAUGAUCUUCCCCUUGAGAAGGAGGACUCUACUCCAAAGCUGAAGAAGGCAGAAGCAAAGACACCUUCUAUUACAAGCUUCUUUAAACCACCAAUCAAAUCUUCACCUCUGAUGCAAGAUGGCAAAGCAGCAGACCUCAGAAAUUACUUCCAAGUGACAAAGAAAACUGCUGGUACAGGUGAACCUAAAAUCUCAUCUGAUCAGAACUGUAAAGAAGAUUUGUCUGUGAAAACUGAAAAAGCAAGUCCCGCCGAAGAUGGUGAUGGUAAAUUGAAAAAGGGUAAACGACCAGUGGAGGGUAAGCGGGUCAGCAAGAAGCCUAAAAAGCACAAAACAGAUUCAAAUCCUGCAAAUGCUGAUGAUGACACUGAUUUUGAAUCCCCUCCCAAGAAUAGGAAAAAGAGAAAAUCAAGAUUGGAUUCAGAUUCCAUAGCUGAUUUUCUUGACACUGAAGACUCACAACAGAGUCAGAACACUUCGGAAAAUGUGGAGUUACAGGCUCCAAAAGAGCAAGAUAAAAUGGAAGUCUGUGGAUCAGUUGACACUGAGGUAAAGUGCAAUGGGGAAGAUGCACUGAACACAAGUACCAUUGUGUCAUAUGAAGAUUUCUUGAGAAACACUAUGGAAGAUGAGGAGGAUCAUGGCGAAAGUGAUAUUGAAUUUGAGACCAAAACUUCAGUCAAGAGUGUUGGUGAGGAAGAGACAGGAGAUGAUUCUCUUGUUCCUGAAGAUGCUGAUCAUCCACCGGAUGCAGUCAUGCUUACACCUCCUGAUUCAAGAUGUUCUCAAGGAAGUCCAACCAGUGACCAACCAGCCACACCACCUGGUAAUCAGCCUACAAAGAAAGAAGAAGAUACCAACGAGGAUGACAAUUGUCUUCGUAAGGUCAUCACUGUCAAAGCCCAGGUGCAUAGUCCUCUUGAUGGCAAGGAUAAUGAGUGUUCUCCAAGCACCCUGCAGAUGCUCAGACCGGAGACAGAUUCCAGGAAAGGAGGGCUUUGUCCCCGUAGGUUGAUUUCUAAUGUCAGCGUGCUCGACUCCAGUCCAGAGCUGUCACUCAUAUCUGUGGAGACAAAAGAGGAACCAAAGAAAAAAGGACCAGUGUACAGCAUCUUUCAGCCAAAGGCUACAGGUCUUAAAAAGGAUGUUACCAAGAAGGAAUCUGCCAAAGAGAACAAACAAGAAGAACUUGCUAAAGAAUUGUCAAAGCAAGAAGUCAAGGGUAAAGAUGAAGAUGAUAAAAGCACGCGAACAAAAGAGAAGGAAGAGAAAUGUGAUUCCUUUAAAAAGCAGGAAGUGGACCAGAACAUGGUGAAAGAGAGUGAAGAAGUGGAAGUGACUGUGAAGCAGGAUUCAUCAACUGGAAAAAAUGAGACAGUGAAAAGGGCCAAGGAAGGAGCAGUAGCAAUAGUUGAGAGUCCAUCACCAGAAAGUGUCAUUACUUCCAAUCAAAGCUCAAAGUCAAAAUCUUCAGUUAAGAACAAAGACAAGAGAAAGACUGAGAAGGAAUCGUCGAUACCUACAAGACGUGUUCUAAGGGCUAGAGUUUCCAAGGCAUCCACCGAUGCAGAUUCUAGUCUGGAAGAGUUUGAUAAUGUAAAGCCACUAAAGACUAAAGCUCGGAAGCAAACCAAAAAGCCAGCAUUGAGUUCCAGUAAGGUUUCUGCAAAGUCUGAGGUGAAAGACAAGAAGAGAAACUCAGAGAGGUCAAAGAAAGAACCCCAGAAGUUCAAGUCUUCCUUGCUGACUGAAGGAAAAGGUCAAGGGUCAAUCAAAUUGAAACUAACUGCCAUCAAAACAUCACCAAAGAAGAAUAGCAAGGUCACCAAAGCCCAGCAGCUUCUGCAGAAAGCUAAGAAAGGCCACCACCAGACCACGCUGGUUCCUAAAACCCAGACGUCAAAACAACUUGUGAAGAAGAAAACUACUCAAGCAACAUUCCCUCAGUCUAAGGUCAUUUCGACAAAAGCCAUGAAAACCAAACAGAGAGCCAAGAUGGAGGAAACUAAAGAGAAAGGUGGGAAGAAGAUUGUAGAUGGUGAAAAGACACAGACGCCAAGGAGAAGAUCCAGCUCAAGAAACAAACCAAAGACUCCACCCAAACCUGCAGCAAAAUUAGCACCCAUCUUCACAAAGCAAGGUCAACUCGCUGCCGCCAAGAAGUUCAAGCAAGACAGCAUCAUGGCAGCCAUGGCAUCAGAGUCCAUACCAGUAGACGAAGCAAGUAGAGACAGUUUGAUAGAUCCAAAGGAAACCAUGACUGAGCUCAGUGGAAUGUCGUUGGGAUUCAACAUGUUGGAACAGCUCAAAAUGGAACCAACGUUACCACAGAAGGAUGACGGUGCACAGCUUACAAAGGCGUGUCAUGUAUUGCAAAGAGAUGAUACAGAUCCAUUAUGGACGUUACCCAGUCCUGGGUUUGGUAAAUGGAAGCUGAGGGAGAAUCUUGAACCAAACCCAAAGAUCAGUCCAGACAUAAAACUGGCACCAUCGUCUCAUCCCUCUCUAUCCAGUAGUUUGAAGAUAAAGGGUUUUGUAGGUCAUCCACCGAUCAGUGAGGUAGAUAAAAAAGCUGUGUUUGAUGAAAUUCUUCAAGCUAACCCCAAGUUCCCUGUUCAAAAGAUCUUCAGGAUGUACUUGGCAAAGAGACAUGGAGAAACUCUCAAGAAUCAGCAAGACAAGCCUGUUGCAGAUGUUCCAACCGGUGACCAGAAUCCCAAAGAAGCCGCUGACCCCACAGAGAGCAUGCCUGCCAGCAAAGGUUCCAAGCUGACCAGAGGCAAGCGGAAAGCGGAAGAUGCAAGCGAGGACAAUACAAGAAGAAAGAUGGCUCGGCGGAGCGGAAGGGGGUGUGCCAGAAGAUCUCUUGAGGCCAGUCUGGAUGAGCCUUCGGAAGGAGUUGAGAUGGAGGAAAGGUCUUUGAGGAGAUCAUCCAGGAGGAGCGGUAGGGGGGUGUCAAGGACGGAGGAAGCAGAAGAAGGCAAGGAUACUGAUGGGAAAAGUGGAGAUAAUACAACAAUAAAGGAGAAUGAUGCUCCAAAAGAACCAAUUACUGAAGAGAGUGCUGAAGAGAAACGACGAGCUGGGAUACUUUGGACUGAGAAGUAUCAGCCGACUGCUGUGUCGGACAUGAUAGGAAAUGCCGCCCUCUGUAGGAAAUUUAGCUCAUGGUUGACGGAAUGGAAGAAGAAAACUCAAAGGAUGAAAGAGAAGACAAGGAAUUCCCGAGGGAAAGACAAGAAAAAAUCUAAAGGUUCCAGGAUCAUUGACAGUGAUGAUGAGAGUGACGAUGACUUCUACUGGAGUGAGGGUGAAGAUAGUGAAGAGGAAGAUGGAUUAUGUAAUACCAUUCUAUUGUCUGGUCCACACGGGGUCGGGAAGACAUCUCUUGUCUAUGCCUGUGCGCAGGAACUAGGAUUUGAGGUAUUUGAAGUGAAUGCUUCGUCACGUCGCAAUGGUCGUCAAAUCCUUGCAGAGCUCGGAGAAGGAACUCAGUCGCAUCAGGUUGCUCGCCAGCCUGGCGUCUCCUCGGCUAAAUUCUUCAAUCUUUCUCCAACAAAGUCUGGCUCUAAGACUACCUCCCCCAAGAAGAAGAAGAAGCCUGUCCUUCCGAAAGCCUUUGCUGGGUUUGUCAAGCUUGGAAGCUCGUCGAGCGUCAGCAACAAAAGGUCUCCGGUUAAGAAACCAAGUGUGAAGAAAUCUCCUAAGAAGGCCAUCAAGAAGUCUCCUGUCAAGAAAACCUCAUCCCAGCAAGCUGAAUCUCAGACUGGAAUCACCAAACCUAAAAUCACUUCAACGUCAUUAAUCCUCUUUGAUGAGGUUGAUGUGAUAUUUGAAGAAGACAAAGGAUUCCUAUCCACUGUGAUGUCAUUUAUGGAAAGCAGUAAAAGACCUAUCGUCCUGACAACAUCAGAUCCAAGGUUUUCAUUUAGUUUAACUCCUAGAUAUGAUGAGCUGACCUUCAGAUUACCGCCACUGAACCCUUUGGUAAGCCACCUGAAGCUUCUGUGCCUCGCUGAGGAUGUGGCCAUCUCACAUCAGGACCUGAGAUUGGUUGCAGAGUUCUUCAAUCGGGACAUCAGGCGAUGUAUUCAGCAUCUUCAGUUCUGGGUGUGUUCUGGAGCCACGCCCAAGAGUGACGGCAUCAAGCCGGGACCAGACAGGAAAGACAAGGAGAUGAGACUUGAGGUGGACGAUCAUUCAAAGAAUCUUGAACAAGAACUGCCAAGUGGUUCUUUAGUCUCUAGGGAUGUUGACACUGGUAAUGACAGCGGAUUAGGUCGAGCCAUUGAGGAGCUGACCCAAGAACUGAUAGACCUUGAGACAAGGAUCAUAGCAGUUGGAGAGUAUUAUUCCAUGAAGGGGUACAAACCUCAGGAUGUCUUGAAGGUGAUGAACGAAAUGGGAUUAACCACUAAGGAGACACCCAAAGACACUUGCAAUGGAACGGACAAUAUUCUUGAAACCUUAGGACAAUGCAGUUUCAGGACGGGACUUGGGAAUUACUGUGGGCUUUUUGAGAGUAUUGCUGGACUUGGGAAUGUGGCCGGUCCAGUGAUAGAUUCAUUAGGUAUUUUGAAGAAGUUAGAUGACCCUGUGAUACUAGGUGCUAUUCUUCGAUCAUUCCGUGAUCUUAGCAUUGAUGCUGUUCACUCUAACCUACCUCAGAUUCUCUCCUCAAUUCGUACCUCCAAAGACACCAAACCGUCCAAUCAGAAUUCAUCUAGUGAGUCACCUGACCAAGAACUAAACAAAGAUGAGAAGCAGAAAGCAUCAAAACUUGGUGGUGAACUGAUCGACGUCAUGGCAGAACAUGCCAACAGAAUUUCAGGGAUUGAUACAUUGUGCCCUCACAGUCUAAAACAAGACAGUCAUCUUAAUCGCUAUGGCAACAAUGAAUGGUGGCAUCCAUUGCAUAUGCCUGGGUUGAAUGAUAGAGAAGGCUGGUUAGGAGAUGAUUAUGAGCUUGUGGACUUCUCUGAUUCCAGAGGUGAAGAUGCAAGUGUGGAUGUGAGCUGUUGCUUAGAGGCCAUGUGUUUGAGGGAUUGUGUUAGGAGAUGCAGAAGAACUGUUGUUGAAGCGAGACAGGAUGAAAUCAGAUGGAAGGAACAGAGCAUCUUACCAUCAGAUGAAGCACUGCUACGAAUAGAACAGAGCAUCUUACCAUCAGAUGAAGCACUGCUACGAAUUAAGGACAUCCCAUUUGAAGCAACAUUGAGAGAAACAAAUUCUUCAGUGGUACGCAGACUGCCAGACUACAUGUAUACAAAUCAUUCAGCCUUGACACUAGACUAUUUACCUAUGCUCCGAGGGAUCUGUCGUCAUGAGGAACUCAGAAAAGAGGCCAAUCUCAAGAGGAGGUUCUUCCAUUAUCUCGACAGUAUAUCAUUCUGUUUGAAGCCGGUAACACACCUCAGUCUAGCUAGUGUUCUCAAUCCUGGUCAUCAACACUAGUCUAAGGCAAUCUCUUCUCUCAGGGAGGCUAUUGCAGCAGAGAACAUGUAGAACCACAUAGCUUCCAGGGACCCCAGUAGAUGGGACUCUAUACAGGGGCUUUGUGCUCGUGACAUGUGCAAUGCACACACAAUUUUCCUAUGACAUUUCUUUUUUUUUCAGGCCCUGGAGCCGUUUGCCUCUGGCGUCCCUCGUAAUAUUUUUUUUCUUUUAGACCCAAUUCCAAUGUGACACAAUUUGUCUGAAGGCUCAAAUUAUGUUAUUGAACAUUGUCCCAAGUAAACAAGACUAUGGAAUGCCAAAUGUGACUGGUGUCAGAUGUUUUCACCUCUUGCAUAGUUAACACUACCAAUCACCAGUGGUGUACAAGUACGUGGCAUUCCAUCGAUCUUCACCACUUGCUUUAGAUUGCAAGAGGCAAUCAGUAACAUGUGAUUUAGACGUCAUCACCAUCACAAUGGAUAGCGCUAUCAAUCACCAGUGGAUAGAGCAGUACUUACACCAAUGGUGAACAGUCGUUCACACAUGUCAUCACGUUAUCACCACUUGGGAUGGACAGUGAGACCAAUCACCAGCAGGGGGGGGGGGUCCUGUCUUAUCUAAUUCUAAGUUUUACUGAGUCUUUUGCUCUCAUGAUCUCGUAAGCUAAUUUUCAAAUUUCACUUAUUUUUUCAUACCUCGAUUACUAAAACCAUUGAAUAAUCAGAAUCUAAAAAGUAUUAGUCACAUUUGGCUAGAUAAGUAACUCGACCCUGGUUUAAUGUGGUUGA